Messenger RNA from Ilyonectria robusta, 168 nucleotides. RefSeq lists its product as uncharacterized. The record is from RefSeq and is a predicted model, not a curated record. The coding region runs from base 1 to 168 and encodes 55 amino acids. Lineage: Eukaryota; Fungi; Ascomycota; Sordariomycetes; Hypocreales; Nectriaceae. The transcript has a single exon.
AUGAGCGCCCACGUCGAAGCCUACGCCGCCCGCGCCAUGCGCCGCACAAACAGCUGGACGCCCGUCUUUGAGCGCCGCCAGAGCUGGAGCAAGGAAGACCACAAGCACGUCAUGCACAUGGCUUAUAUCGACGGCGUCAAGACUGGGCCUGGUUUCACGGAGCGAUAA